Arabis nemorensis is the source of this 432-nucleotide messenger RNA. NCBI's taxonomy places the organism in Eukaryota, Viridiplantae, Streptophyta, Magnoliopsida, Brassicales, Brassicaceae. The record is from the annotation of a GenBank genome assembly.
AUGUUGCCUCUAAACAGGGAAGGAGGAAGAAUGGCGGGAGGAUCUGAGAGAAAGACGAUACUCGUGGGUCUGAUUCUAGCUCUUGUUCUUGGAGUCGCUGUUUACUUAAGGCUAUGGACAAUCGAUUAUACUCUAUCUUCCGAUGAUACAGAACGCUUAAGGAGACAGUUUGAUUUGGCGAAUAGGGAGGCAAUGGAUGAAUCCGCAGAAUGGCGGAGAAUGUUUGACAAGGAAUCCGAGAAAGCUUCGAAAUGUAACACAGAACUGGCACUGAUCAAAGAAUCAUCUGGGAAUGGAAACCCUUCUACCUUCAAUCAAAAGCUAGAGUCAUUACAUAAGGAAAACGCGGCGUUGCUCAUUCAGAUAGAGACGUUAAAACAAGAGCUGGAAGCUUCACGGUUAAAGUGCCGUUCAAGAGAGGCACCCCGUUAG